AGCCCGCAGCGCCUUUCUUGCCUUGCGCACCUGCGGCAGAAGCCCUCCACGCCGUCUCCUGUUGGGAUUACAACAACCAUGAGCACCACGAGCAGCAACCGGAGCUCCUCUUACCGCCGCAUGUUCGGGGGAUCCGGCCGGUCCAGCUUCGGGGGAGGCGGCGGCACCCGCUAUGUCACCUCCUCGUCCCGCUACUCCUUGGGCAGCUCCAUCCGGCCCAGCAGCGUCCGCCUGGUCUCCUCUUCUCCCGGCGGCGGCGGGAUCUACGCCUCCAAGUCGGUGCGCCUGCGGUCCAGCCUGCCCCCGGUGCGCCUCCUGGGCGACGCCGGCGUGGACUUCUCCCUGGCCGACGCCAUCAACACGGAGUUCAAGGCCAACCGCACCAACGAGAAGGCCGAGCUGCAGGAGCUCAACGACCGCUUCGCCAACUACAUCGACAAGGUGCGCUUCCUGGAGCAGCAGAACAAGAUCCUGCUGGCCGAGCUGGAGCUGCUCAAGGGCAAAGGCACCUCCCGCCUGGGCGACCUCUACGAGGAGGAGAUGCGAGAGCUCCGCCGCCAGGUGGACCAGCUCACCAACGACAAGGCGCGCGUGGAAGUGGAGCGGGACAACCUCAGCGACGACAUCCUGCGCCUCCGGGAGAAACUUCAAGAUGAGAUGAUUCAGAGAGAAGAAGCUGAAAAUACUUUGCAGUCUUUCAGACAGGAUGUUGACAGUGCCUCUUUGGCCCGUCUCGAUCUUGAACGCAGAGUUGAAUCCUUGCAAGAGGAGUUGGUUUUCGUGAAGAAACUUCAUGAUGAGGAAAUCCGUGAGCUGCAGGCCCAAAUUCAGGACCAACAUAUUCAAAUUGAUAUGGAUGUUGUCAAGCCAGAUCUCACUACUGCCUUGCGAGAUGUGCGCCAACAGUAUGAAAAUGUGGCUUCCAAGAACCUUCAAGAGGCUGAAGAUUGGUACAAGUCCAAAUUUGCAGAUCUGUCUGAAGCAGCCACCAGGAACAACGAUGCCCUGCGCCAGGCCAAACAAGAAGCUAAUGAGUACCGCAGGCAAAUCCAAACUCUCACCUGCGAAGUGGAUGCUCUCAAAGGAACCAAUGAAUCUCUGGAACGCCAGAUGCGUGAGAUGGAGGAUAACUUUGCUCUUGAAGCUGCUAACUGCCAAGACACUAUUAAUCGUCUCCAGGACGACAUUCAUAACAUGAAGGAAGAAAUGUCCCGCCACCUUCGCGAGCACCAAGAACUGCUGAAUGUAAAGAUGGCUCUUGAUAUUGAGAUUGCCACUUACAGGAAACUGCUGGAGGGAGAAGAAAGCAGAAUUUCUGUACCUGUUCCAACCUUUGCUUCUCUGAACCUGAGAGAAACAAACCUUGAGUCCAUUCCCGUGGACACUCACUCAAAGAGAACACUGCUUAUCAAGACUGUUGAAACUAGAGAUGGACAAGUUAUCAAUGAAACCUCUCACCACGAUGAUCUGGAGUGAAGAGAGACCAGCCCAUCUUGAAAUCAAACCCUUACCAGCAAGACUAAAAAGAGAAACCGCUUUCAAGUGCCUUUCUGCAGUUUUUCCAAGAGCGCAAGGUGGUUAUGCUAGGAGAACUAGGUCUUAGAUCUUGCAAAACCGACUCUCUCUUGAAGGAUUUAGAAGAGCUUACGAAAAAAGGGAGUCUAGUUAAGAUAACAAUGUAUUGUGCUGCAAUACUGUUUUUUAAGUUUCUGAAUUGAAUAAAAUGGCUUUUUUCAGCACAGUAUGAGCAACCCCUCACUGCUUCAAUAAACAUUUGGGAAAUGGC
Molecule: messenger RNA, 1786 nt
Organism: Anolis carolinensis (green anole)
Lineage: Eukaryota; Metazoa; Chordata; Lepidosauria; Squamata; Anolidae
Gene: vim
Product: vimentin
Exons: 9
Coding region: 79-1476 (465 amino acids)
Biological process (GO): intermediate filament organization
Cellular component (GO): plasma membrane; axon; cytoplasm
Molecular function (GO): structural constituent of cytoskeleton
Source: RefSeq, a predicted model, not a curated record